UUCCCUUUCGGUCAAAAUUUUUAAAAUCAUUCGAGUCUUUUUAAAUAAUUUAUUUAGUUUUUAGUUUCUUAAUAUUUUGGCAAACACCUAACUGUUACAUAUAGUAUCUAUUCUUUAAGUUUUAAAAGUUGACGUUAUUAUUUUUCCUUCGAGAGUGUUUUCCAAUCUUUCCGUGCCGUGGUCGUGGCAAAGCACAAGCUCAAAUUACCAAAAAGUUAUGCAUAAUACUCAAAGAAUAAUACCUAUCUAUAAUCUAAACGUAUAGUAAUGCCGUGUCGUGCUUUAUUAGCUGUAAUUGUAUAAUGUAUUGUCUAUACUAAAUUGCAAUGCCAGUGUGUUGUUGUGGAUUUCUAUUUUGCUGAAACAUGUGAUCAGGGCCAAACAUCGUCUAGGAUGCAACAAACUGCGUUAAGGAAAUUUUUCAUUAUGGCUCUUUUACUGUGUGUAAUAUUGCUUGUUUGGACUAACAUAGGAGUUAUUGGGUUUGAAAGUUUCGCAUACAAAACUAUUCCGGUGAAGAAUAAACUCUGUAGUGUGAAUUUUAAUGAUACUAGGCCUCAUAUGGCCGUUAAAAGUGAUUUAAAAGUUAUAUACUACGUCACACCUACAUACCCAAGGCCAGAACAAAUCCCGGAGCUCACCCGUCUGUCUCAUACAUUAAUGCAUGUGCCUCGAAUACAUUGGAUAAUAGCAGAUGAUCAACCACUGUGUUCUGAACCAGUCCUCAGUGUACUAAAGAGAUCAGGCUUACCAUUCACACAUAUCUCUAGUCCAAAGCCAUAUCCCAACAGAGUUACGAACUUCCCUCGUGGUGUAUCAAAUCGCCGAGCAGCUCUCACCUGGCUAGCGAAUAAUGUAAAAGAGGGUAUACUCUACUUCGGGGAUGAUGACAAUACUAUUGACCUGCAGCUAUUCGAAGAGAUGAGACAGACCAAGAAAGUAUCUAUGUUCCCAGUAGGACUCAUAGGUGCUUACGGUGUGUCAAGUCCUGUGGUGAAAGACGGAAAGGUUAUUGCAUUCUUCGAUUCAUGGUCUGCAUCAAGAAUGUUUCCCGUGGACAUGGCAGGUUUUGCAGUCAACAUGGAAUUCCUGAAGCCAUCUGCCAGCAUGCCAUACAUCCUGGGCCACGAGGAAGACGGAUUCCUGGUUAGUCUAGGUUUAAAAAUGGAGGAUAUCGAACCACUAGCAGACAACUGCUCCAAAGUACUGGUAUGGCACACAAGAACAAUGAAGUAUAAGAAGCCUACAUUGAAAUUUAACUAUGAUAAAAUAGAUGCAAAGUAUAAAAAUUUCGCACAUUUGCUCAACGAAACGUCCUAUCUAGGUAUGGCGAACAUUGAUCCUCAUAGCGGGACCAAACCAAUGAUCCUGCGAAAUCGCAAAACAUUUGAAACGUUUGCUGGCAUUCUCUAGUUUACGUUUUAAUUUAUUGACAGCUGAAAUUAAGUUGAUUACUUAGAGUAGGCGCACACCGUUGAUUUUUCGUCGGCCUA
Molecule: messenger RNA, 1493 nt
Organism: Ostrinia furnacalis (Asian corn borer)
Lineage: Eukaryota; Metazoa; Arthropoda; Insecta; Lepidoptera; Crambidae
Product: galactosylgalactosylxylosylprotein 3-beta-glucuronosyltransferase S
Exons: 4
Coding region: 394-1413 (339 amino acids)
Biological process (GO): chondroitin sulfate proteoglycan biosynthetic process; carbohydrate metabolic process
Cellular component (GO): Golgi membrane
Molecular function (GO): galactosylgalactosylxylosylprotein 3-beta-glucuronosyltransferase activity
Source: RefSeq, a predicted model, not a curated record